AUGCAAACAAAAUAUAUGUAUAAUACUGAUUUGAUGAACAAAAGGUGUAAAAGCCAUGAUCAAAUUUUAAAUUCUAACAAUGAAAGCAAAAUUUCCAAAUCUAAGUUUUGUUACGGAGAUUUAUACACUAUCGGAAAAAUAUGGCUGUUUGCAUUAAAAUCUGCUUUACUUGGAUUUAAGGUAUGUUUGAUUCCAGUAGUAAAAGCAGAUUCUUCUUCAAAACCGCCAAAGAAACCACCUCCAAUGAAAUAUAAAGAUUUGCCACUUUAUCAAAGUCCGCAUUAUGAAUACAAGGAAUUUAUAGCUAGUAAAUCUAAAUGUCCUGAAGCUGAUGUCAAGUUAAUGCACCGGUUUCUUCUACCUUAUGUUACAAUGUGUAGAAAAGAAGUGCAAAAUAAAACGUGUCAGAUGACUCGAACUGUAAAAGAAAUUUAUAACAAUGCUCGAACAUCUUUAAGUGAAACGAAAAAGGACUUUAAAGCAUCCAUGAGAGAUAGUGAGAACUUAUCAGUUCGAAAGGCCGUAGUUCUAACAGGAGCUGGGACUGGAUACUUGCUAGCAGUUGGAAAAGGUAUACCAAGACGCAUAUUUAUGACAGCAGCUGGAGCUGCUAUGGGUGGUGCGUUAUGUUUUCCGAAAGAAACCGACGAAGCUUUUAGAACUUUUGCUUACUAUAGCGGUAAAACGGCGGUUAGAUUAUAUAAUUGGUCCUGUGGAAAGGAAUUGACUUUAAGAGAAAGAUUACCCUGCCAGGAGGAUGUACCUGCUUCAACAAAUCAAAUUAUAAGUCAAUGUCCUCAAAAAAGGUAA
Molecule: messenger RNA, 810 nt
Organism: Parnassius apollo (apollo)
Lineage: Eukaryota; Metazoa; Arthropoda; Insecta; Lepidoptera; Papilionidae
Source: the annotation of a GenBank genome assembly